AUGCCGAGCAACGAGGCAAACCCAGUGCUCUGGGGCUCGCCCGCGCAAACCGGCGCGGCCUUCGACUUCAGAAGCGACGUGGUCACGACUCCCUCCCAAGGCAUGCUCUUGGCUAUCGCUCGCACGACCCUUCACGAUGAUGUCUAUGGCGAGGACUCUACGACGAGAAACUUCGAGGAGGAAAUGGCCAAGACGUGUGGCCACGAAAGCGCGGCUUUCGUUCUCUCGGGCACCAUGGCGAACCAGCUUGCCAUCCGCUCACUCCUGCACCAGCCGCCGCAUGCCGUCCUCGCCGACGCCAGCGCGCACAUCAUACACUGGGAAGCCGGCGGCGUGGCGCACUUGUCGGGCGCGAUGGUCCAAGGCAUUCGUCCUGCGAAUGGCCUUUACCUUACCCUCGAGGAUAUCAAGAAGCAUGCUGUUCUGACGGAUGAUCUGAUUCCUGGGGCCGCGACAGCCCCCGUUCCGCCCAAGAUGAUGCAUCCGUCGCGACAGGCCUACGUGGAGGAGGCUAUGGACGAGGACAGAGGAAUCGCGCUCGAGGACAUUCCUGUCGAUCAUGACUACGAGAUCCCUUCUGCGGCCUCCGGCGUGGCGCCUGAGAAAGCCUCCGCCGUUCUGGCGCAGAUGGAAAGGAAAAAGUUGGCCGCCAGCAUCGCGGUGCCUACCGACGACAACCGAGUACGCGCGAGGCUCAGAGAGCUGGGCGAGCCCAUUACACUGUUCGGAGAGGGCAAGCCCGAAAGACGAGACCGUUUGAGGAACCUACUUGCUAUUCAAAAAGAGAUGGACGAUGUCGAUGUCGAAAUGCAGGAGGCUGGAGACGACGACGCGGACGACCAAGACGAAGAAUUCUAUACCCCGGGAGGCCCAGCACUGUUACAAGCACGUAUCGAUCUCGUCAAAUACUCGCUCCCCAGAGCGAGACGACGAGUCCAAUUUCAAAAAGCAGAGUCGACAAUUCCCUUGCGCACGCACGUCAAGUUCCGAAAACAGAUUAAGGAGAAGUUGGAGGGCUUCGAGCUUCAGGGCAGUCAAACAGCUGGCGACCGAAAUGUCAGCAUGACGAGGUUAUCACCGAAUGGAGAGAUUGUCGCGGUGGGCAACUGGGGAGGAGGUCUGAAACUCAUCGAGGUACCCAGCCUGGAGCAGAAGAUGAACCUGCGAGGACAUACCAACAAGAUCAGCGGUCUCUCAUGGUAUCCGGGCUCUACCCUGCCCGAAUCCAAUGUGUCUCCGAACACUGUCAAUGUCGCGUCUGGAGGAGCCGAAGGUGUGGUGCAUCUGUGGGGACUUGAGCAAGACACACCGCUGUCGACGCUGUCUGGUCAUAGUGCUCGCGUGUCCCGUGUCGAGUUCCAUCCCUCUGGAAGGUAUGUGGCAUCUGCCUCAGACGACACGACAUGGAGACUCUGGGACGUGGAGACCACCGCGGAGCUGUUGCUCCAGGAAGGCCAUUCGAGAGGUGUUUAUGCAGUGAGCUUCAACGCGGAUGGCUCCCUUUUGGCCAGCGCCGGCCUGGACAGCAUUGGUCGCAUCUGGGACUUGCGAUCAGGACGGACAGUGAUGAUUCUGGACGAGCACAUCCAACCGAUAUACGCCCUCGACUGGGGAUCGGAUGGACACCGAGUGCUGUCAGGAUCGGCAGACGGCUGGGUCAAGUGUUGGGACGUUCGGAAGGUUCAAAGGACGGCAAACCUGGGAGCUCACACAAAGGCCGUGUCUGAUCUCAGGUGGUUCAAGGGAACGGACGACCCGAUUGAUGGGCACCCCCCUGGGGUUGACGAGAGCGGUGCGCAGCAGCCCAAGAAGGCCGGAACAUUCUUCGUAUCUGGUGGAUUUGAUGCCAAAGUCAAGAUCUUCUCGGCGGACAACUGGGGAGUCAUCCAGACGCUAAGUGGACAUGCCGGUCCGGUUUCCAGUGUGGACGUCCUCCGCGGCCAGAUCGGCAGUCGAGAUCUCCUGCGCGUCGCCUGGACGUACCGCCAGCCGUUCCAUCUCCUCCGACACACUCUUCGCGAACCUCACCGCCUCGACCACUUUCACAACGAGAUGCGCGAUCGCCACAGCGCUCAAGGGCGCAAAGCCCGUCUGGGCCCCCACCCAAUCAGUGGUGUUAACUUCAUCUACCAAGCCGGCGUCCUGCUCGAUCUGCCCCAGAUCACUCUUUGGGUUGCGGGCGUCUUUUUCCAUCGAUUCUACAUGCGAUACAGCAUGGUUGAGGAGAAGGGCGGCAUUCACCAUUAUACGCAGACGUCCCUUCCCAGAUCCAAGCGAGGAACUCAGAAAGCCCAAGCCGAGCCAGAACUAACAGACUCGAUCGAACAGAACAUUGCUGCUACAGCUCUCUUCCUUGCGAACAAGACAGAAGAGAAUUGCCGUAAAACGAAAGAAAUCAUCAUUACCGUUGCAAAAGUCGCGCAGAAGAACCCGAAGCUCAUGAUUGAUGAAAUGAGCAAGGAAUACUGGCGCUGGAGGGACAGCAUCCUGGCAUACGAAGAACUUAUGUUGGAGCUGCUUACUUUUGACCUAAUGGUCGACAAUCCCUAUCAGCGGCUAUUCGAACUGCUGGGCCAGCUCGACAUUGUCCACAAUAAGCACUUGCGCCAGUCGGCAUGGGCCUGGUGCAACGACGCCUGCCUCACAUCGAUCCCUCUCCUGCUUGAGGCUCGCGAUGUAGCCAUCUGCGCCAUAUUCUUUGCCAGUGUGCACACUAAGAAUAAAAUUGAAGACGUCAACGGCGAACCGUGGUGGAAGGCCCUGAAGGGCAACGAGAGGAAAUGCACUCGCGCAAUUGAUAUCAUGCAACAAUUCUACACGGAGAACCCGCUGAGGAAGCAGAACCCAUCUCUCCCAUCGCCGGCCUUCGAUCUGGAGAACACAAGGCAGCCGAGAGACCCCAUGAGCCAGGAUGCCCUUUCAUCGACGGCGGGCACGCCCUUCGAACUUGAUAGGGGAACGCAAAGUCCCAGGGCUCGCAUCAAUGGCCGCGAUGAUGUCACCAACACCGAGUCUGGAUCACAGGCUACUCUCAAGGAGCCGGAAAGAGCGAAUGGUAACGGCGCCGUAUCUCCAGGCAAGAGGAAGGAAGUUGAGUCUGAUUCUGAGGGUCGGGACCAGAAGCGCGCGAGACUAUCCGAUGAGGAUGAGGGAGAGGUCCUGGAUUAA
This is a messenger RNA of Colletotrichum gloeosporioides, 3168 nucleotides long. RefSeq names its product putative WD repeat-containing protein. Bases 1 to 3168 code for a protein of 1055 amino acids. Gene Ontology annotation, biological process: amino acid metabolic process; mRNA splicing, via spliceosome. Gene Ontology annotation, molecular function: lyase activity; U6 snRNA binding; U4 snRNA binding. Gene Ontology annotation, cellular component: U4/U6 x U5 tri-snRNP complex. The record is from RefSeq and is a predicted model, not a curated record. The transcript has 6 exons. NCBI's taxonomy places the organism in Eukaryota, Fungi, Ascomycota, Sordariomycetes, Glomerellales, Glomerellaceae.